GCCACUGCCGAAGCCGCCGCUCUGCGCCUCCAUGCUGCACUCCAACGCUCUCCUCCACUCAUCGUCCUCUCACACCCCAAUCAACAAAGAGACGAGCCAGUUCCCCGCGGCCAAUCGGCACGCCGUUGCCCCUAGCAACUCCGUCCAUCAUCCCGGCGCGGCCAAUGAGCGCGCAGGGCGGAGCGGAGCGGGGAUGCAGGUGAGCCUCGGCGUCCACUCGGCAGAGCGCCUGGGAGGGGAGCCGCCUGUAGGCAGCAGCAGAAGCAGCAGCAGAAGCAGCAGAGGAUGCGUGCGUCAAAUGCGAGCUGGUUCUAAUGCGAGCGUCAUGGCGACCGCAGCGUCCAACCACUACAGCAUCCUCACCUCCAGCGCAUCCAUCGUGCACUCGGAGCCCGGCAACAUGCAGCAGCAAGCGGCGGCGUACCGGGACGCGCAGAGCCUGUUGCAGAGCGACUACCAGCUGCAGAGCAACAGCCACGCGCUGAGCCACGCGCACCAGUGGAUUACCGCGCUGUCCCACGGCGAGGCGGCGCCGUGGUCCUCGGAGCAGGACAUCAAACCCGCCGUCCAGAGCGCCCGGGACGACAUGCACACCUCCGGCGGCAACCUGCAGCACCAGUCGCGGCCGCCGUCGCACCUGCAGGUGCACCAGAACCACCACGACGCGCGGGCGUGGAGGACCGCCACCGCGGCGGCGGCGGUGAUCCCCGGCAUGGCGACCGGCAACGGCCAAAGCUUGCUGUACUCCCAGCCGAGCUUCGGCGUCAACGGGCUGAUCCCGGGCCCGCACCACCACAACCUCAGAGACCCCCACGAGGACCACCACAGUCCGCACCUGAGCGAGCACAGCCAUCCGCCGUCCCAGCAGCACCAGCACGGCCCCAACCACCACGACCACUCGGACGAGGACGCGCCGACCUCGGACGACUUGGAGCAGUUCGCCAAGCAGUUCAAGCAGAGGAGGAUCAAGCUGGGCUUCACGCAGGCGGACGUGGGGCUCGCCCUGGGGACCUUGUACGGGAAUGUCUUCUCCCAGACCACCAUUUGCAGGUUUGAGGCCCUGCAGCUCAGCUUCAAAAACAUGUGCAAGCUCAAGCCUCUGUUGAACAAGUGGCUGGAGGAGGCCGACUCCACCUCGGGCAGCCCCACCAGUCUGGACAAAAUCGCCGCACAGGGCAGGAAAAGGAAAAAACGGACUUCCAUCGAGGUCGGAGUCAAGGGGGCUUUGGAGAGCCAUUUUUUGAAGUGCCCCAAACCCGCGGCCUCGGAAAUAAUGUCACUGGCGGACAGUCUGCACUUGGAGAAAGAAGUGGUCAGGGUUUGGUUUUGUAACAGGAGACAGAAGGAGAAGCGCAUGACGCCUCCCGGAGGAGCUCUGCCGGGGAGCGAGGACGUGUACGGGGACACGCCGCCCCACCACGGGGUCCAGACCCCGGUUCAAUGAGACCUCCCGCCCGCCCGCCUCGCUCGCUCGCUCGCUCGCUCGCUUGGAGCGCUCCGACUGCAGGACUUCCCCGAGAUUUUGAUUUAUCCCCGGACUGGACUAUGAGACCAGAACGGGUGUUUUCUGUAGAACGAAUAGCAGUGAGUACUUACAUAUCUGCAGUGAGAACGAGAGUGUGUGUGGGGGGGGGGGGCCACACACACACAGGACGACCCCGUCUCAUCUCUCCCCCAAGAGCUCAAGGCGCAUCGACGUGUUUUCUUCUCUUCUGUUCUGUUUGAGGAUACCAGCCGAGCACUGUGAGUCCACUGGGCGCAGUUUCAAGGUGUAGCCCCCUCCCCCAUUUUUUGUCGAAAGGAGUUAGAACAACAUCCAGGGAGGACAAGAAACAAGGAUGCUGUUGUUUUCAACGCGAAACGUACGCAGAAUAGCUUGGGCCACAACAACACAUCACGAUUUCAAACAAACAAACAAAAACAGGAAAGUUUUUUUUUUUUAAACAACAACAACAACAACAAAAAACAAACGAAGGGGUUUUAGUUGUGUGGCUCCUGCACGCAGCAGAGAUGCUCGCUGCUCGAUUGGAUGCUGCGGGCCGCCAAAGAGUCGAGCUCGGAGUGAGCGUCUGUCAGCUUUGCAUUCAUUUCGACCGCUCGGCGACUCCUGUUUGUUAAGUAAGAUGAGAUGUCACGUCAGGAUUUCAUCAUCCGACACAAAACACCCAUCGAUGUUCUCGUGAAGAUAUUGACGAUGAUAUUUGCGUGCGUGGCUCACAGACUCAAGCCGGCCGUGGCUGUGACGUGUUUAUCUCCAAAGUCCUAUGAUGAAUCAAAACACCCCCCCCCCCCCCCCAACACCACCACCACCACCACCCUACCCCCCUCGCCUUUAUUCUCCUUUAUCCUCCAAGAACGAUUGGUUGCAUCAUGCGCAGGUCAGGACGGGCUCUUGAUUUCCACUAUAAUCACAUCUGUAAAUAUUGUACGUACUUUAAAUGUCAUGGUUCCAUCGUUCUUUUUCCACUGGGGCACUUUUUGAAUUAAUAUUCCCGAGAAAAGAAAAAAAAGACUUUUUAAAAUCCAGUUUCCUUCAUAAUCUA
Messenger RNA from Phyllopteryx taeniolatus (common seadragon), 2543 nucleotides. It is a transcript of the gene pou3f2b, whose product is annotated as POU class 3 homeobox 2b. Gene Ontology annotation, cellular component: nucleus. The transcript has a single exon. The coding region runs from base 32 to 1444 and encodes 470 amino acids. Gene Ontology annotation, molecular function: DNA-binding transcription factor activity, RNA polymerase II-specific; RNA polymerase II cis-regulatory region sequence-specific DNA binding. Gene Ontology annotation, biological process: regulation of transcription by RNA polymerase II; brain development. Lineage: Eukaryota; Metazoa; Chordata; Actinopteri; Syngnathiformes; Syngnathidae. The record is from RefSeq and is a predicted model, not a curated record.